Molecule: messenger RNA, 5759 nt
Organism: Pundamilia nyererei
Lineage: Eukaryota; Metazoa; Chordata; Actinopteri; Cichliformes; Cichlidae
Gene: ptch1
Product: patched 1
Exons: 24
Coding region: 383-5038 (1551 amino acids)
Biological process (GO): negative regulation of smoothened signaling pathway
Cellular component (GO): plasma membrane
Molecular function (GO): hedgehog receptor activity; hedgehog family protein binding; smoothened binding
Source: RefSeq, a predicted model, not a curated record
UUCUUCAUUUCUAUUGAAUCUCAGAGUUGGCCGUGACGCGCGGCCCAGGGGAAGACCACAUAGAUGUCACCAGAAUGCUACGACUAUCGAGGUUUCAUACCCGACAACUUGUGUAUGGAAAUCACUUCGCGAAGCUCGCUUUUUGAGAGAAACUUACUUUUUUAAGAGACACGGUGAAUGCGGUGAAAGCGGUGGAGACCUCCGGAUCACGAAAUGUUGGGAUGGAAGGCGCAGACUUUGACUCGCCGUCUCCAACAGGAGUAUGAAGUCCUACUUCACGGGUGUGAGAUCUCCGAGAGUGAAACUCUGUUCUCUUGGGAUAUCGCUACACGCUUUCGGAGAAAUACUAUAAAGUGGGAAACCAUAUCGCUGUCCCCGCAACAUGGCCUCGGCUGGUAAUGCGCCCUCCGAGCAGGAAAACAGAGACCCCGAUCGGCCGAGGAUAACGCGGAGGAACAGGGGGGACUAUACCCGCAACACACCGCUGGAUUUGGAGUAUUUGCAGCGGCCGAGUUACUGCGAUGCGGGCUUUGCUCUGGAGCAGAUUUCAGAGGGGAAGGCAACUGGGAGGAAAGCACCUCUGUGGCUGAGAGCGAAGUUCCAGAGACUUUUAUUUAGGCUGGGCUGUUACAUUCAAAAGAACUGCGGAAAGUUUUUGGUUGUUGGCCUCAUGAUUUUUGGAGCUUUUGCUGUGGGCUUACGGGCAGCUAAUUUGGAAACGGAUGUGGAGAAACUCUGGGUGGAAGUUGGCGGGCGUGUGAACCAGGAACUCAAGUAUACAAGACAGAAGAUAGGCGAGGAGGCCAUGUUUACCCCUCAGCUGAUGAUCCAGACGCCGCGGGAGGAGGGAGCCAAUGUUCUAACUGUGGAGGCGCUCCUGCAGCACCUGGAGUCAGCUAUCCGAGCCAGCAGAGUUCAUGUUUACCUUUAUAACAGACAAUGGAAAUUAGAAGACUUAUGCUACAAAUCAGGGGAAGUAGUCACAGAAACACAUCACCUGAAUCAGAUCAUAGAAAGGCUACAUCCCUGCCUCAUCAUCACACCUUUGGACUGCUUCUGGGAGGGGGCUAAGCUCCAGCCUGGAACAGGCUAUCUCCCAGGCAAAGGACUUGUGCAGUGGACCAAUUUUGACCCUAAGGAAUUCCUUGAGGAGUUGCCACAGCAAAACCACGUGGAAAUCUUUGAGGAGAUGUUAGAAAAAGCGGACAUUGGGCAUGGCUACAUGGAUAGACCCUGCCUGAACCCAGCCGAUCCUGACUGCCCCCGCACCGCGCCCAAUAAGAACUCGACUAAGCCAUUCGAUGUGGCACGGGCUCUGAGUGGAGGCUGCCAUGGUCUGGCCAGGAAGUACAUGCACUGGCAGGAGGAACUGAUUGUUGGAGGGACCACCAAGAAUGGCAGCGGACCCCUGCUCAGUGCCCAGGCCUUGCAGACCAUCUUCCAGCUGAUGACUCCCAAGCAGAUGUUUGAGCACUUUCGGGGCUACGAUGAGGUUUCCCACAUCAACUGGAAUGAAGAAAAGGCUGCAGCUAUACUUGAAGCCUGGCAGAGGCGGUACUCUGAGGCGGUGCAGCACAGCGUGUCAGCAAACUCGUCUCAGAAGGUCUUAUCUUUCACAACCACCACUCUGGAAGAUAUUCUCAAGUCUUUUUCGGACAUAAGUGUUAUCCGCGUGGCCAGUGGGUACCUUCUGAUGCUGGCCUAUGCAUGCCUGACCAUGCUGCGAUGGGACUGUGCCAAGUCUCAGGGGGCUGUGGGGCUGGCAGGUGUCCUCCUGGUGACGUUGUCAGUGGCAGCUGGUUUGGGCCUCUGCUCCCUCCUGGGCAUUUCCUUCAAUGCUGCCACUACGCAGGUGCUUCCCUUUUUGGCUCUGGGAGUUGGAGUAGAUGAUGUGUUUCUCCUCGCCCAUGCCUUCAGUGAGACCGGGCAAAACAAGAGGAUCCCAUUCGAGGAUCGCACGGGGGAGUGUCUGAAGAGGACAGGGGCCAGUGUGGCCCUUACCUCCAUCAGCAACGUCACAGCAUUCUUCAUGGCAGCGCUCAUCCCCAUCCCAGCGCUCAGAGCCUUUUCUCUACAGGCUGCAGUGGUGGUGGUGUUUAACUUUGCCAUGGUACUGCUCAUCUUUCCUGCCAUCCUCAGCAUGGAUCUCUAUCGGCGAGAGGACAGGCGUUUUGACAUUUUCUGCUGCUUCUACAGCCCUUGUUCCAAUCGUGUGAUUCAGAUAGAGCCACAGGCGUACCUGGAUGGGACAGAAGGGAGUCGCUACAGCCCUUCCCCGCCAUAUCGUACCCCUCCUCCCUCAUAUCACAUGCCUCCCCCAAGCUACAGCAGUCCCCCUCCUUCCUACAGUAGCCAUGGUUUUGCUCAGCAGACCCAAAUCACUAUGCAGUCCACAGUGCAGCUCAGGACGGAGUACGACCCCCGAACUCAGGCCUUCUACACCACAGCUGAGCCCAGAUCCCAAAUCUCUGUGCAGCCCAUCAACCCAGCUCCAGCUAGGACCAACCGUAACAACGAGUAUUACAGUAGCAGCAAUCACGCCAACAUCAGCAACAACAACAACAGUGGGGGCUUGAAUAAUGGGGGGUCUCGAGGUUCUGCCAGCUUCUCCCAUCAUCAUCAUCCCGCACCUCCUCCUGCUGCAUCGACCCCAAGUGCUAGCUCAGUUGCUCAGGGUGAUGGAGCCUCAUCGACUGGCCAGAGUCCAGAGAACAACAGCUCCACACGGGACCUGUUGUCCCAGAUUGGAGAAGCCUCACUGGGCCUACGCUGCCUCAAGCCCCCCUGCUCGCGCUGGACCCUGGCCUCUUUUGCUGAGAAGCACUAUGCGCCAUUCCUUCUGCAGCCCACCACCAAGGUGGUUGUGAUUGUGCUGUUCCUCUGCCUGCUGGGAGUCAGUUUAUACGGGACCACCCAAGUGAGGGACGGCCUGGAGCUGACAGAUAUUGUACCAAGGGAGACAAGCGAGUACGACUUUCUCGGCGCCCAGUUCAAGUUCUUCUCCUUCUACAACAUGUAUGUGGUAACACAGCGCGCCGAUUAUGCCCAAAACCAGCCACUGCUUCACCAGCUCCACCAGAGGUUCCACACCAUUCGCUACGUGCUGAAGGAGGAAAAUGGACAGCUGCCUCGCAUGUGGCUUCAUUACUUCAGGGACUGGCUGCAAGGUCUCCAGCAGGCUUUUGACAAGGACUGGGAGGCUGGCCGCAUCACCCACAACAAUUAUAGGAAUGGCUCUGAUGAUGGCGUCCUAGCAUAUAAACUCUUGGUGCAGACAGGGCGCAGGGACAAGCCCAUCAACUUCAACCUGCUGACUCGCCAGAGGCUUGUGGAUGCAGAUGGGAUCAUCAAUCCCGGAGCUUUUUACAUCUACCUAACAGCUUGGGUCAGCAAUGAUCCUGUGGCCUAUGCUGCCUCACAAGCUAACAUUCGUCCACACCCUCCUGAGUGGCUCCACGACCAUACCGACUCCAUGCCCGAGACACGCCUCAGCAUCCCGGCUGCUGAGCCCAUCGAAUACGCACAGUUCCCCUUCUACCUCAACGGGCUCCGGGAGACGCCGCAGUUUGUGGAAGCCAUCGAGAGCGUACGGGCCAUCUGCAGCAACUACAGCCGACAAGGCUUGCCCUCCUACCCCAACGGCUACCCUUUCCUGUUCUGGGAACAGUAUGUUAGUCUACGCCACUGGCUUCUGCUGUCCAUCAGUGUGGUGCUCGCCUGCACCUUUCUCGUCUGUGCCCUUUUUCUGCUCAACCCUUGGACCGCUGGCAUUAUAGUGUUGGUGCUUUCUCUCAUGACUGUGGAGCUGUUUGGCUUCAUGGGGCUGAUGGAAAUUAAGCUGAGUGCCGUCCCUGUUGUCAUUCUCAUCGCCUCUGUGGGCAUUGGAGUGGAAUUCACUGUCCAUGUGGCCCUGGCAUUCCUGACAGCCAUAGGGGAUCGUCACAAGCGGGCAGUGCUGGCACUGGAGCACAUGUUUGCACCGGUGCUCGACGGCGCCUUUUCCACGUUUUUAGGCGUCCUGAUGCUCGCAGGCUCUGAGUUUGACUUUAUUGUCAGGUACUUCUUUGCAGUGUUAGCCAUCCUAACAGUUCUUGGGGUACUGAAUGGAUUAGUCCUGCUCCCAGUAUUACUAUCAUACUUUGGACCUUAUCCAGAGGUAUCACCAGUUGAUGGUCGCAGCCGGUUACCAACCCCAUCUCCAGAGGCCCCUCCUCAUGUGGUCCACUUCUCAGUCCGUCCUCACCACACCACUGCAGCCACCACCACCUCUGGUGCAGUUUCAGACUCAUCAGACUCAGAGUACAGCUCAAACACCACAGCAUCUGGUAUCAGCCAGGAGCUGCAAAAUUCUAACCUGCACUCACACAGAGGACAAGCUCGAGCAGACGAGCAGCAGUACCACCUCCAGAUCAGCAGGGGAAGAGCCAGGACAGAGGAGAUGAGGAGGGGAGCAUCAGGACAUCGGCGCUCAGCUAGACAGCCUGACCCUCCAGCUUAUACUGUGUCCUCGGGUUGUGAUCCUGGGAUGCAGAAUGGAACUACUCCAAACAGCAGCAGGGACCCCAAGAGCCAGGUGCACUGGCAGGGCCCGCCCCCAGCCCUGCCGCGCAUGGACGCUUUUGAAACUGCUACUGAGGCUGGGGGCCAUUAUGGCUCACAUAGCCAUAGAGAACACUCAACAGGCCACAGAAGCCGCUCUUCCCACAACCCACAACCUAGUCAUCACCUCCCGCACCAACACCUCAACCCUACUCCAUAUGGCCAACCCAUCACCACGGUGACAGCAUCGGCCUCAGUCACCGUCGCAGUUCACCCACCCCCUUUGUCCAGCCAGACCCCUGCUUCCACUUACCCAGGAUACGCUGCAGCAGACAGUUACUGCCAGUCAGGGACAGAGGGGCCAGAGCCUGCCUUCCAGGACCCACAUGUGCCUCUCUACACCCACACAGGUACCAGGGGAGUCAAAGUAGAGUCCAUGGAGCUCCAAGAUUUGGAGUUUGAGGCAGCUGAGAGCAACAAUGGCAGACGGGCUAGCUGAGGUCUGGAGAAUAGAAGUACUAUGGCCAAAGAUGGACUCUUCGGUAUUACUGAGCAGCUGACCCAGUCUGGCCCAACCCAGCCCAGCAUAGCCCAAGUUGGCUCACCACCAAUGCUAAGCAGCGAGAAACUUGCCAGUGUUCCCAUAAUGGUGCUCAUUCUUACUGUAACCCAGUGGACUAUUGUCUUAGAUAUUUCUAUCUAUAUUUAAAAGAUGUAUACAUAUGUAAAUAUGAACAUAAAGUAGGUAUAAUAUUAGGAGCUGUACAACUCCUCAUGUUAACAAACUGGGGCUGCCAUAUUAUUUGUGGUGUGUACAUGCAUGUGUGUUUAUGUUGGUGUGUGCGUGCGUGUGUUUGUGUGCGUGCAAGAGAUAGAUAGAUCUCUGAUUACUGUCGACCUAUCUGUGGAUCUGUGCCAUUAGAAAACUUCAUUUUGGCAAAAAUCAUCUGUCAGCAUUCACUGCUGCUGCUGAGAAUAUUUUUUAAGUGAUAUACAUUUAUAACUCUAUGCAAAUCUCUCUUUAAACAAAAGAAGAGAUCUAUCUGUGUGGGUGUGGGUGUGUGUGUGUGGGUGUGGGUGUGUGAUAGGAGUGUGUAGGGCUGUAUAAUGUGAAACAGCAUCAUAAUUUUCUGGCUUACACAUCAGAUACAUCCUCAGAACUGACUAACAUUUAAACUCAUUUAAAACAUGAAGGAAAGUGUUAGAAUCAUCAAACAAAG